CGGGGGGAGUAGUAGUAGUAUUUAGCAGGAAGCAGCGGCUGCCGUCCCCUGCCUGCAACUCGACCCAACCAUUCCACUCGCCAUUGUUUCUUCGUCGCUCUCAUCUGACCACCACCCACCGCGAACGGCGGCGAAGCCGAAGAUAGAUAGAUAGAGAGAGAGAGAUGUUGGGGCAUCUGGUUGGGCUGGUGAAGGUGCGGGUGACGCGCGGGGUGAACCUCGCCAUCCGCGACCUCCGCUCCAGCGACCCCUACGUCGUCGUCCGCAUGGGCAAGCAGAAGCUCAAGACGCGGGUGGUGAGGAAGAGCAUCAAUCCGGAGUGGAACGACGAGCUCACCCUCUCCGUCGAAGAUCCCACUGUUCCUGUCAAACUGGACGUGUUCGACAAGGACACAUUCUUCGACGACCCGAUGGGGAACGCGGAGCUGGACAUCGGGUCGCUGGUGGAGGCCGCGAGGAUGCGGGUCCAGAUGCAGGGGGUCGACGGCACCGUGGUGAAGAAGCUGGUGCCCAACCGGCAGAACUGCCUCGCCGAGGAGAGCGCGGUGUACCUGUCCGAGGGCACGGUGAAGCAGGACGUGGUGCUCAGGCUCAGGAACGUCGAGUGCGGGGAGGUCGAGCUCCAGCUCCAGUGGAUCGACAUCCCCGGCUCCAAGGCCGCGUCAGGCUUCUAAACUUUAAUCAGUAAUUAGCUCUGCACUCUCUGCUCUUGGCAGAGUUCUUUCUCAAGUGAAAAGCUGGGGUAAAUCAUGUUUAGAAUCGAAGCUUAAGCUAGGAUUUAGAUGCUGUGAUAUUAUAUAUAUGACUCUGUGGUCGGGCUUCCUAAGGCGGACUGAAGAAAGAAUGAACUGAUGGCAGGGGCGUCAAAUGUCUCGGGAUUCCAUCCUCCUUUCUUGCUUCAUGUGUCCUGCAUCUGCAAUCGGGAGAGCAAAUGCUACAAUGUGGUGAUGAGUAAUUUUUCUUCUUCUUUUCUGAGGAAAUUUCUGCAGUAAUCUUGA
Hordeum vulgare subsp. vulgare (domesticated barley) is the source of this 998-nucleotide messenger RNA. Its product is annotated as GTPase activating protein 1-like. Bases 165 to 674 code for a protein of 169 amino acids. The record is from RefSeq and is a predicted model, not a curated record. Lineage: Eukaryota; Viridiplantae; Streptophyta; Magnoliopsida; Poales; Poaceae. The transcript has 3 exons.